AUGGCGACAGAUUGUGAUGGUGGCGGAGGCUCUUGGAGAACGGGAGCAGCAGUCACGGCCAACACCACCACACUCACCGCUCCAGCCUGGCAUAAAGAGAAUGACCCUGUUGAUGCUGUGGAUGUUCAGGGUCGACAACAUGAUGUGAGACCGCAGAGCACCUGCAGUCUCGUGGUGCAGUUCUGCAAGACAAGAGGCACGACAAACCUGCGGAAUAGUUUCGACGACACGGUCUUUGAGCGUGAGCGCGGAGGCCUGUGUCCAGCUCAAGAAGCGCGAACUGGCACAGUUGUGCGUUGCUACCUCGUGGCCAGAUGCGACACCAACAGUCAGGCAUGGGAUGUGGGACUGAACGCAAGGAGGUUGACUUCCGUGACGGCCUCGCUGAACCUCCAGCAAGCGGGCGAGGUGUGGGCAGCAACGACUCAGGGCAAUGACGGAUUGCCGCCACUUUGCCAGUGUCAUGACAACCAUCGGACACAGACGAUCUUCAUAGGGUUGACACGUUUUCUCCGAUUUUCCCUCUAUCUGCGCCACUCGCCACAAUUUGAGGGCCGGUUGCGGGCUCAGGCUUUCAUGUUCGAUGUCAAGCGGUGCACAUGCUUGACCAAGGUGCAGAGCAGCAGCCUCAACAGUGCAAAGGCAGCCUACAACAAGUUUGUGAAGGGACUGCCCGGGAAGGAAGACCGACUCUUCUACGGGGACCUGGUCUUCGGCGUGAACUUCGGCACCGAUACCCGGGGGCGCCCUAUUCAGAAGAAGAAGCCUAUGCUCAAUGGGCUGGAUUCCGAGGAAUAG
Messenger RNA from Symbiodinium sp. CCMP2592, 798 nucleotides. The record is from the annotation of a GenBank genome assembly. Lineage: Eukaryota; Dinophyceae; Suessiales; Symbiodiniaceae.